ACCAAAAGAAAGAAGCCAUAAUAAUAACAGAGAGAGAAUAUGUUCAUUCCAAGCAAAGCUUAAAGGCUUUAAAGCUGAGAAAGUCCACUACUGCUAUAUUCUUAUAGAUUUCAAGAAGCCAUAUUUGUUGUUGGCUCUCUCUGCUUUUUCGUCUUCUGCUUUGGAGAAUCUAUACUCUUCGUCUUCAGGACAAGUUUCUUUUCUUCUACUGUUUCUUUUGUGUCUCUUUCAUCUUGAAAUAUUCAAAGUUAAGAUCAAUUACGGAGGAAGGAUUCAUCCAAGUAAUAUUGUGAAAAUCGAAUUUAACAGCAUGGUUGGUAUUUUCUCAAGAUUUUCCGUUGUUAGAGGCAGCCAUAGAAGAACACAGAGUGCCAUCGAUGGUAGGGAAACAUUGCCUCCAAGAUCUGAUCUUGUUGCUUCAACUAACACCUCAAACGUCUCAACUCAUGGGAUCGAAGUAGAAACAGAGUUUAAACCGGUCGAUCACCCAAUGGAGCCCUUAGACAAUGAUCAACCAAUCCAGUGUCCACUCCCCGAGCCGUCCAUUCUCAAUGACGGGAGACUCUGGAAAGAGAGAGUGACGGCUUCUUCGAUGAGGAGACGAGGUGAUUUGGCGAUCGUGCAAGAUGGGAUGGAUGAAGAAUCUGAUGUUUCUGUGACAAUUCCAUCACGGACUAGCCUAUGCAAUACUAACCGUCUGAUCUUGCCUUCGCUCAGUGCGCCCGAACACGACUUGCUUAAUCUACUAGAAGAUUGCAAAGUAUCCGGUAGUAUCUAAGAACCAGGGCUGGGCUAGACUCUUUUUACAUUUUAUGUGUAAGAACAAAAUCAUAUCAUAGUGAAUGUCACAUACUUAACUUUUCCAUUUCAUGUUUUUGUGGAUCAUUGAAGAUACUUUAUGUAGCCAAUGCUUUCGUAAGUAAUUCAGACCGUUUAAAUUUCAUCAA
This is a messenger RNA of Capsella rubella, 947 nucleotides long. RefSeq lists its product as uncharacterized. NCBI's taxonomy places the organism in Eukaryota, Viridiplantae, Streptophyta, Magnoliopsida, Brassicales, Brassicaceae. The record is from RefSeq and is a predicted model, not a curated record. Bases 311 to 778 code for a protein of 155 amino acids. The transcript has 3 exons.